AUGCAUUUCACCUACCAAACCAUCAGCACUCUUGUAGCCUUCGUGCUCUUCAACUCGGUUACUGCUGCCCCGGCCACCGAGGUCACCAAUGUCGCCGCCGGCGCUGUGGCAUGGGCCGACCCUACAAACUGCCACCGAUUCUACGAAUGCCCUGCUGGCGGAACGCCCGUUUUGAAGACCUGUGGCCCCGGAACCGCCUUUCAGGCGAAGUAUAGCAUCUGUGACUACGAGCACCUGGUGGCUAGCUGCCGGCAUCACUAA
Messenger RNA from Penicillium samsonianum, 261 nucleotides. Its product is annotated as chitin binding peritrophin-A domain-containing protein. Lineage: Eukaryota; Fungi; Ascomycota; Eurotiomycetes; Eurotiales; Aspergillaceae. Gene Ontology annotation, cellular component: extracellular region. The record is from RefSeq and is a predicted model, not a curated record. The coding region runs from base 1 to 261 and encodes 86 amino acids. Gene Ontology annotation, molecular function: chitin binding. The transcript has a single exon.